ACCUACCACCUCUGUUCUGCCGGUUUUAGCAAACCUUCAACCUCAACGGCUCACUACUAAGCUCUACAGACACAGUACAUCUACUCUCAACUAGGGAAAUGGCGUGGUGGCAUCCGGAGCAUGAAGGGCUGCUGCCCUACUUUCUCGUCUAUACCAGUGUCUCAGCGGCAAUCCACACCGCCGUCUGCUACCUGCGUCCUCCCACAACCUCGCUCGUGCAAUUCCAGGGUCCGGCGCGGCCGCCCCCGCACGGCCUGCUGGCUCGGGUCUACGGCGUCAAGAAUGUCUACACGGCGUUUAUCCGUCUCUACGCCGCCUACCACAUCACCAACUCCGAUCUGUACAACCUGGCCAUGUGCACAUUUGGGGGCGUGCUCUUCCUGUACGGCACCGAGUGGCUGGUCUAUCGCACCGUGAGGAGGCGGGAGGUCGCGUUUCCUGCGGUGACGGCUUCUGUGGGCUUGGGGUGGAUGUGGAUGCAGAGGGGGUUUUACUUGCAUUAUUAGGUAUUGAGACUGGUGGUGGUGUUUUGGACGGGAGGGCGCGCUUUUAGAAAAGGUUAGUUUUCCUUGGGGUUGCUCAUGUUACAGGCUGUUUUAUUGAGACAUACUUUUGGGACAGUAACUUGAAGCUUCGGACCCCGGGGACAGUAUUGUAACCAAAUCUGGUUAGCGCCCCCCGAAAAUGAUGUCUGCUACGCAUCGCACCCACACAUCGCACUUCGACAUGACACUCAAUUACCAGGCGCCAUAUAUUCUAUUGCCAUUUGGAUCUAGC
Messenger RNA from Chaetomium strumarium, 777 nucleotides. RefSeq names its product ergosterol biosynthesis protein-like protein Erg28. Gene Ontology annotation, molecular function: protein-macromolecule adaptor activity. Gene Ontology annotation, cellular component: endoplasmic reticulum; membrane. Bases 99 to 506 code for a protein of 135 amino acids. The transcript has 2 exons. NCBI's taxonomy places the organism in Eukaryota, Fungi, Ascomycota, Sordariomycetes, Sordariales, Chaetomiaceae. The record is from RefSeq and is a predicted model, not a curated record.